CCUGGAUGCCCUUGAGGGGGCCCUCUGAUGUCUGUUUCACCACCUUCUUGAUAUCAUCAAAUAUGACAGCUUUCUCCAGGCAGCAGGUCAGAUCCUGCUGACACAUUGAGAAUAGAAACAUGGAAGACCGCUCUUUGAGGAAGACACAGUCACAGAGAGAGGGGAGCCCAGGACGCCCUGCUCCUGCUCCUGACUCCCCGCUGUUCACCAGGAACAAGUCGGUCAGGAAGCUGCACCACAACCAUGGCACUUAAAGACACUGGGAAGACCCCCGUGGAACCAGAGGUGGUGAUUCACCGAAUUAGAAUUACUCUAACCACCCACAACGUAAAAUCUUUGGAAAAAGUGUGUGCUGACUUGAUCAGAGGUUCGAAGGAAAAGAAUCUCAAAGUGAAAGGACCAGUGAGGAUGCCUGCCAAGACUCUGAGAAUCACUAUGAAAAAGACUCCUUGUGGUGAAGGUUCUAAGACUUGGGAUCGUUUUCAGAUGAGGAUCCACAAGCGACUCAUUGAUCUGCACAGUCCUUCCGAGAUUGUUAAGCAGAUUACCUCCAUCAGAAUUGAGCCUGGAGUUGAGGUUGAAGUCACCAUUGCAGAUGGCUUAAAUCAACCUUUUUAAUAAAUUGAUUAUCUGUUGUUAAAAAAAAAAAAAAGAAGAAGAAGAAACAUGGAAGACCAUGUUGGUGAGCUUCCAUAUAGCUCAGAAAUUACUUUGCCCUCAGCCUUGGCAGUGCCAGUGGAAGCAGGGAUGAUGUUCUGGGCAGCCCAUGGCCGUCAUGCCACAGCUUACCAGAGAGGUCAUCCUGUCUUCUGGGUGGCAGUGAUGGCAUGGACUGUGGUCAUAAGUCCCUCCAUGAUGCUAAGGUGG
Molecule: messenger RNA, 867 nt
Organism: Canis lupus familiaris (dog)
Lineage: Eukaryota; Metazoa; Chordata; Mammalia; Carnivora; Canidae
Product: 40S ribosomal protein S20-like
Exons: 1
Coding region: 244-618 (124 amino acids)
Biological process (GO): translation
Cellular component (GO): cytosolic small ribosomal subunit; ribosome
Molecular function (GO): structural constituent of ribosome
Source: RefSeq, a predicted model, not a curated record